Molecule: messenger RNA, 1582 nt
Organism: Sus scrofa (pig)
Lineage: Eukaryota; Metazoa; Chordata; Mammalia; Artiodactyla; Suidae
Gene: GHRH
Product: growth hormone releasing hormone
Biological process (GO): growth hormone secretion; regulation of protein localization; adenylate cyclase-activating G protein-coupled receptor signaling pathway
Cellular component (GO): terminal bouton; extracellular region; perikaryon
Molecular function (GO): peptide hormone receptor binding; neuropeptide hormone activity; growth hormone-releasing hormone receptor binding
Source: RefSeq, a predicted model, not a curated record
AACUUUCCUCACUAAGAGGAGAAAAACACCCAGCCUGUAAUGUUGGCUGCCCUAAAGUGAAAUAAAGUUGCACACGGACAAAACAAGAUUAUACCAACUUUUUAAAACGCCCAUUUAUCUCUGAGAGUAAAUGGUGGUUCACUGUUCUGAGUACUCCAAUUAUUAGAGUAGCAGGAUUAUACUCUCUCUUCUUCUCGGAAUAAUAUAAUUUUUUUUUUUUUGCUCUGUCCGUGCUCUCGAAGAUAAAGGGCAAGUUCAAUACGAGUCUGAAUUGGCGAGGGGCAAAACCUCUUUCCCCCGUUAGGGUUUGUCAGUGCGAUGCUAAAAACGGUCCUUUGGUGGACUUGUGUGUAAUUGAUUCUCUGACGCUGACAACACUUAGGAAAAUGAAGGUAUAAAUGAUGCGAGUACCACGCAGGCGCUGAAGCAAACGGCGAGCCCGAGGCCCGUGGAACUGGAGCCGCGUCUUCUGGCAGAGGGAGACCUGCCACAUCGGAGGUGCCACCACAGGGGUGAAGGAUGCUGCUCUGGGUGUUCUUCCUCGUCACCCUCACCCUCAGCAGCGGCUCCCUCAGCUCCCUGCCGUCCCAGCCCCUCAGGAUGCCGCGGUAUGCAGAUGCCAUCUUCACCAACAGCUACCGGAAGGUGCUGGGCCAGCUCUCUGCCCGAAAGCUCCUCCAGGACAUCAUGAGCAGGCAGCAGGGGGAGAGAAACCAGGAGCAAGGAGCAAGGGUACGGCUUGGCCGUCAGGUGGACAGCAUGUGGGCAGACCAAAAGCAGAUGGCAUUGGAGAGCAUCCUGGCGACCCUGCUGCAAGAGCACAGGAAUUCCCAAGGAUGAAGAUUCUGCCUGUGUUUUCUGCUACCUGCAGCUGAGACAAAACUGCAUCCAGUUAAAGCUAUUUAAUUUCUGACCUGCUUUUUCCUUUAUAAAUACAAUAAAAUUCCCCCAUACUGGUCUGCAUUUCAAUUUCCUUUUAUCUUCAGCCUAUUUUUUUACAUGCUUUACAUAGUUACAUUUCCAAAAAUGGUAUCACAAGAUAAAAAAAAAAAAAAAAAAAAAAAAAAAGCUAACAUUUACCAAACACUCAGAGACCCAGGCCAGGCAGCUUCACAUGUACAGUCUCACGUGCUGCUCACACAGCCUAAUGGGAGGUGUCAGCACCCUUCUCGUCACUGAUACGGAACUGAGGCACAGAAGGGUGAACAGAAUUGCCAUGGUCACAACUGACAAGGAGAGAGUUGGGAUUCAAACCCAUGUGGUCCAGCCCAGAACUGGGCUCUUAAACACAUUCAUCCACUCUGGGUAAAGUCAUCCUUGAUCCACUGGUGACGUAGGAGCGAUACCAUUUAGUCAAUUCAACAAAUACCUACAAAGCUAUGGGCCAAGAACUGUUCUAGACCCUGGGAAUACAGUCGUGAGUAAAACAAAGCCUCUAACCUCAAACAGCUUAUGUUCUAACAGGGGAAAGAAUGAAAACAAAUACAGAAGAUGUAAGAUGGUGGUGACUGCAAAGGGAAAAAAAUUAAGGGGAUGACGAGUGCUGGAGGGCAUUAUUAUUUUUUAAAAUAUUUUUAUCUUA